Colletotrichum phormii is the source of this 1226-nucleotide messenger RNA. RefSeq names its product protein transporter sec-13. Bases 189 to 1088 code for a protein of 299 amino acids. NCBI's taxonomy places the organism in Eukaryota, Fungi, Ascomycota, Sordariomycetes, Glomerellales, Glomerellaceae. Gene Ontology annotation, molecular function: protein binding; structural molecule activity. The transcript is spliced from 4 exons. Gene Ontology annotation, biological process: positive regulation of TOR signaling; COPII-coated vesicle budding; protein import into nucleus. Gene Ontology annotation, cellular component: COPII vesicle coat; nuclear pore outer ring. The record is from RefSeq and is a predicted model, not a curated record.
AAAUUGGAUCUCAAGCUUGGGCUAAAGCCAGCUGGGAGCUUUCGACUCACUUAGGUGGCACUUACAGUGACACUUUGCCUUUUGCCUUGCAACAUAUACCCAGGACUUGAUUCCCUCCCGCAUCAACCCAUCUGAUGUUUUGAUUGAGCGCAGUCCUCGAUUUACAACAUCAGCUAUUAUUCUCUGCAAUGGUCAUAUCGAAUUCUGGUCACGAUGACAUGAUUCACGAUGCCGUCCUCGACUACUACGGACGUCGCCUUGCGACAUGCUCAAGCGACCGAACCAUCAAGAUAUUCGAAAUCGACGGGGACUCCCAACGGCUUGUUGAAACCCUGAAAGGACAUGAUGGCGCAGUUUGGUGCGUUUCCUGGGCGCACCCCAAGUAUGGAAACAUUCUGGCCUCAGCAGGCUACGACGGCAAGGUCUUCAUCUGGAGGGAACAGAACAAUCAGUGGCAGAAGAUUUUCGAUUUCGCUCUGCACAAAGCUUCCGUCAAUAUCGUCUCUUGGUCACCACACGAGUCUGGGUGCCUCCUGGCGUGUGCUUCUUCGGACGGCAACGUGAGCAUACUCGAGUUCCGCGACAACAGCUUCGACCAUGUGACAUUCCCAGCCCAUGGACUGGGCGUGAACUCUGUCUCCUGGGCCCCGGCCACGGCACCUGGAAGCAUCGUCAGCAGUUCUCCUGGUCCUGGUUCGGCAGGUGUGAGGCGAUUUGUCACAGGCGGCUGUGAUAACUUGCUCAAAGUCUGGGUUUUCGACUCGGCAUCGCAGUCGUACAAGCAGGAACAGGAGCCCCUUGCUGGCCACACAGACUGGGUUCGUGAUGUCGCAUGGUCGCCGACGGUACUGCAGAAGUCAUACAUUGCGUCAGCUUCCCAAGAUAAGACGGUCCGGAUUUGGACCUCGGAUUCGUCGAGCGCUGGACAAUGGAAUUGCAAGGUUCUCAACUUUGAUGCAGCUGUGUGGAGAGUCAGCUGGUCUUUGAGCGGCAAUGUACUCGCGGUCAGCGGAGGCGACAACAAGGUUUCGUUGUGGAAGGAGAACCUCAGAGGCGAAUGGGAGUGCGUCAAGAGUAUCGAGGAGUGAUACAGAUAUCCAUGUAGCGUCAUAGGCAAGGCGUUCGCGGCAAAAUAGGGCAUAGAUGGGUUAUCGUGCAUUUGAGUCGUGGAUUUAAUGUCGUUAUGGACUUGAUGCAAGCGUUGCGGAUGACAUGAAACAAGGCUG